Thyridium curvatum is the source of this 4335-nucleotide messenger RNA. RefSeq lists its product as uncharacterized. Bases 1 to 4335 code for a protein of 1444 amino acids. Lineage: Eukaryota; Fungi; Ascomycota; Sordariomycetes; Thyridiales; Thyridiaceae. The record is from RefSeq and is a predicted model, not a curated record. The transcript is spliced from 6 exons.
AUGAAGCCCGUUCUUACACUUCUGCCCCUGGCGGCUUCGGCCCGCAUCGCCCCGGGCCCGCCCUCACUGGUCUUUGCUCCCGCCUCGGUCCCAGCCGUGCCUCUCACGCCGGCCAAACCAUGUCUCUCCGAGAACGUGACUCUUGGCUGGGGCGCUCAGGAUUCCAGCUUUGUCAAUGUCACUCUGGACAUGACGCACCCGACUGUGGUCCUCGAGAGCCUCGUCGCCGUCAAGGAGGUUGACUGCGACGCUGCGUCUGUUGCCAUCUCUUUCAGCUCGUCUGAGGGUCUCGACGCUGCUGUCGCCGAGUGGCGGGCCGCUGGCACUUUCGUGCUCAUCACCAACCACAUGGGUGACUGCGAUGCCGAGCUCGAGCGCGGCUUCUUCCUGGGUGGGAGCGUCGCUGUUGAUGCUCAGCGUCUGAUCGCCAAUGUCACCGCCGAGAAGACGGACAUUGCCAACACGGCGGCUAAGACCUCCAUCUCUUUCUCCGGGGUUCCCAUCGACUCCGUUCCCUCCAGGCGUGAAGUUGUGCUGAACAAGAGCCUGACCAUCAACGGCGACCUCAAGCUCCCCGGACCCGUGACCCUGUACGAGUACAAACCAUACGUCAAGGCUAUCGCCAAGUCCGCCGACUUUGGUGCCUCCGUCACCCUGUCCGGUUACGUCGAGUACAUGGUCCUCCAGGGCAAGCUUACCGCAUUUUACGUCGACAUUGACACCAGAGUCGCCGCGGAUCUAGUCCUGGAGCUGGAUGUAUCGGCUGCCUACAACCAGACCUUCAGCUACCAGGCCGGCAAGCUCGGAUAUAGCCUCAUCAAUAUCCCCGGCAUCAUCAACAUCGGCCCCGCGCUGGAGUUUGACAUUGGAGUGGCGCUCGGCGCUUCUGGCGCCGUCGUCGUGACCGGCGAGGUCGGCGCUGCCAUCGAGGACGGCAACGUGCACCUCGACUUUGUCGACGCCAAGAAAACUUCUACCAGCGGCUGGACGCCCAAGUACAACGCCGGCCUGAAGCUCUCCGAGAAGGCUGCCGUCAGCGUCGACCCAUUCCUGGACCUGACUGUCGAGCUCGAGUUUGAGCUCCUGGGGGGUAAGCUGGAUCUUAGUGGUGGUGUCACUGCCCAACCGCGCUUCAACAACGAGUUUACCCUCACGGCGAGCCAGGAGGUCGACCCUACCACUGGCGGUGUCAAGCAGCCUGGUGGCACUUGUGACCAGGGUGUCCGGGUUGAGUCCGAGUUUCAGUUCAGUGUCAUUGCUUUCGCAACCCAGUUCUGGAAGAACACGGUUUACAGGCAAGUCCUUCUGGUCCAUAAGCCGGAGCAAGACGACGAGGAUGGACCUUCCGACGCAACAUUUCCCAGCCGAGCAAAGCUCUCUCUCUCUAAGCUCUGGCACGAGGCGCGCGUCCUCUUCGAAACCUCUCUCUCCGCCCGCGAGUCCCGCAAGGAAGCCCUUCGCGACGAGGCGACGCUCGAGGACACCAUCAAGUCCCUCAAGCAGGCGCAGGAGAAGGCCUCGGCCGCCUACGGCGCGAAAUUUGCUGGCACCCUCAUCGAGUUUAAGUUGGGCCGCGUGCUGCAGCGCCUAGAGUACCUUGUCAAGAUCGGCGACGAGGCGAUGCGCUACUCGCCCGAGACGGCGUCGUACGCGUGGUCGGCCUUUCGCAUGAUCUUUGCCGGCCUCCUCAAGGACUUCGAGGCCUGCCGCUCGCUCGUCGACUCGGUCGACACCAUGUCCAACGUCAUCUUUGUGUGCGAGAUUUACGCGAAGCGCCAGCUGCAGAAGCUCCCCAUCGGUAUGGAGGAGGUGCAGCUAUUGGCGGACAAGAUUCUCGACAAGAUUCCCGUGCUCUUAUCGCUUGUUUUGAAGUUUGCCUAUGAAACGAGGAAGCUGGUACUGGAUCAUUCUAGCUUCAGUAAGCCACAGACCCGAAAUGAGAAUAUGGACACCUGGCUAACAGCGGGGGCAGGACGAACGCUCUCUGUUAUGUUCGGCGGCUCGGAAGAGCUGCGCGAUAUCCUUCGUGACACCAAGACUAAAGUCGACGAGCUGCACAAGAUUGCAGAUAUCUCCUUUCGCGAAGCGGCGAUGGAGAUCUUGGUGGAGGCACAGCAAGAUUCCACAGCCGCCCUUGAUUUUCUCCAGGCCACAAAAGAGGAGUUCUUUCCUGCAGUCAGAGCCAUCCAGAACGAGCAGAGCCAGCAGAAGGAGGCACAAGUGAGGAUGGAGCUCGAGAGAGAGCUGGAUGAGCUAAUGCGAUGGCUCAAAAUGGGGACCUCGGCUGAACUCGAGCUACCACAGAAGUUGCUCCAGGACAACCUUGAGAGACGACAUCCCGGCACCUGCAAAUGGAUUCAAGAGGACGAGAAAUUCAAGCAGUUCUACUGGCCGCCCGCUGAGAGAAAUCCUCAUCAUCUUCUAUGGAUCAUGGGCGAUGCGGGCUUCGGUAAAUCGGUGCUCAUGUCCUCAAUUGUUGAUUGGAUUCAAAGUCAAGGAACCCCCGACGGAAGCGAGAGACCUAUUUUCCUCUACUUCUUUUGCAAGACUGGAAACGACUCAACGCAGAAGGGCCACAGGAUCAUGCUACAUCUCCUUAUGCAGUUGCUCAAUGUCAGCAAAGAACCGCCCCAGGACAGCAAAGAGCCCGAAAAAUCAUUUAAAGCUCGCAUGCAAAGAUGUGUCGAGGCAGCAAAGCAGGCUCGCACUAAAGAGGUCAAAGACUUUCAGAUCGGGGACUCUAUGCAACCACUUCUUAUCGCGUUGGCUCGCGUAUUAGAACGGCCAGUGUACAUAUUGUUAGACGCGCUGGACGAGUGCAAUGACUGGAAUGAAGGCCUUCUUGGUGCGUUUGAACAGACAGUCGCACCAGGCGCUGACAUUCGGAUCCUGAUUUCGAGCCGACCGGAGGAUAGGAUAAGAGAGAAACUGGACAGGUGCCCAUCUGUUACUCUUACCAAGGAUGCCACAGCUAAAGACGUCGAGUCGUACAUAUUGAGUUCGCUGAAGCGGAUCAAGCGCUUCAGCAAGUCUGAAAAGACUAUAGCCGGCUCGAUUAUUGCGACGAAGGCCGAUGGCAUGUUCCGUUAUGCGGGUCUUGCAGUGGAGAGCCUCAGACAACCCAAGGCUGUAAUGACGAGUUUCCAGAAGCUCAUGCAGCAGUUUCCCGACGGCAUGGCUGGGCUAUACAGGCAGGAAUUAGACAGCCUCGAUUCCGAUCUUCGCCACAUGCUCCUAGUCGCGCUUAGAUGGGUUGUAUGUGGCGAAGGACUCAUAUCCACUGAGACAGUUGCCGACGAACUUGAACAAAAGUAUGACUUCGAUUUGGACACGGAUGAGGAGGAGGAAGAGGGUGGUGGUGACAGUGAGUCCAUCGCUGCUUCGAUUAACGUCACCGCUAGAGCAUCUACUCAGCUUGUUGAAGAUCUUGAAAGCAUGGUGGAAGUUGACGUCAACAGUCAAGCUUCUGAUGAUACAGCUCAGCUAGGCAGGGACUCGAUCAACAUUCUCAAAGUUGCGGGUCGAAACUUUCUAAAGUUCGACCAAGAAAACCACAUAUCCAUUCAACACACCUCAGUCCGAGACUUUGUUCUUAAUGAGUCGAAGUAUCACCAGCUUGGGGAGGCGCUAUGCCCAGGCGCUAUGCCCGAGAUGUCGAGAACGCAUUGGUGCUUUGUCUGCUACCGAGGCAAGCCCAAAGCAGGGGCACUUAUCCUUGGCAAUUUACUGCUAUUGGAGGCUCAUGGACAGUUCGUGGCCGACCAAGCAAAUGCGGUUGAGAAAGCUGAAGAGCCCGCGGAGGAUGAGGGCCCUGAUGAUCUGCAGCAGUCCGCCCCCCUACCCGGUAAAUCAAGUGAGGACCUCCCACAAGAUUCGAGGCCUACAAAUGAACAAGGGACAAAUGGCGCGCCCUCAGUUGAAAACCAGCCACCGACUAAUAGCGAGGACGAUCACUCACCAGAGCAUGCUCAGGUUGGUGAUAAAGAUAAUGACGACUGGGAAUCAGUGACCUCUGUCGCUACCUCUUUCGCUGCCUCUGUCGCUAGGUCUGCGUGGUCUGCUCGUCUGAACCCCUACCUCAAGACCGUCAAUUCUAGCAACGACACUAUAAAACCGAACCUGCGAUACGAGCUUACACAUUGGCCAUAUCACGUUCGGGAGGCAGAACGACUAUGGCCUCAAGACAACCGUGACGAGCAGGAAUGGGCAAUACUGUGCCGGGAGAUUGAGACUUUUCUGCACAGCAACCCCGCAGUUCUCAAGACAUGGGAGAAACGCGUCCUGGGCGGGAGAGAUUUGAUCAUUUUUGACAUCUCGUUACAUCGUGCCGAUUGA